This is a messenger RNA of Arachis stenosperma, 1344 nucleotides long. RefSeq names its product 1-aminocyclopropane-1-carboxylate oxidase. The transcript has 4 exons. NCBI's taxonomy places the organism in Eukaryota, Viridiplantae, Streptophyta, Magnoliopsida, Fabales, Fabaceae. The coding region runs from base 152 to 1111 and encodes 319 amino acids. The record is from RefSeq and is a predicted model, not a curated record.
UAUAUGGUUAAUUCUAAUAUUUAAGCACUAUAUAUACCACCCUAUCCCCAAACUUUAAUAUUCACAGAGCAACUAAACACACUACAGAGACUAGAAGAAGAGGCAUAUACAAAAAGAGAGUUAUUAAGUUUUGAGUUCUGAGUUUUGUGAGAUGGAAGACUUCCCAGUGAUCAAUUUUGAGAAGCUGAAUGGUGAGGAGAGAAAAGCCACCAUGGAGAAAAUCAAGGAUGCUUGUGAGAAUUGGGGAUUCUUUGAGUUGGUGAAUCAUGGAAUACCCCAUGAUAUGAUGGACACUGUGGAGAGGUUGACCAAGGAACACUACAGAAAAUGUAUGGAACAGAGGUUUAAGGAAGCUGUUGCAAGCAAAGGCCUUGAAGCUGUUCAAUCUGAGGUCAAAGACAUGGAUUGGGAGAGCACUUUUCACUUGAAACACCUCCCUCAAUCAAACAUUUUUGAUAUUCCUGAUCUCUCUGAUGAAUACAGGAAGGUGAUGAAGGAAUUUGCUUUGAAGUUGGAGAAACUAGCAGAGGAAUUGUUGGACUUGUUGUGUGAGAAUCUUGGACUAGAGAAAGGGUACCUCAAGAAGACCUUCUAUGGAUCAAGUGGACUACCCACUUUUGGUACCAAGGUUGCUAACUACCCUCCAUGUCCUAAACCUGACCUUGUUAAGGGUCUUAGGGCCCACACCGACGCCGGCGGCAUCAUCCUCCUCUUCCAAGAUGACAAGGUCAGCGGCCUCCAGCUUCUCAAGGACGGAAACUGGAUUGAUGUGCCGCCGAUGCGCCAUUCCAUUGUCGUCAAUCUUGGUGACCAACUUGAGGUAAUCACAAAUGGAAAGUACAAGAGUGUGGAGCACCGUGUGAUUGCACAAACAGAUGGGACCAGAAUGUCCAUAGCCUCAUUCUACAACCCUGGCAGUGAUGCUGUCAUCUACCCUGCCCCAGAAUUGUUGGAGAGAGAGGAAGAGGACAAGAAACACAUGUACCCUAAGUUUGUGUUUGAAGACUACAUGAAACUCUAUGCUAGACUCAAGUUCCAUGCUAAGGAGCCAAGAUUUGAAGCUUUCAAAGCAUCUAAUAAUGUCAAUCUGGGUCCAAUUGCCACUGCUUAAUUAUUAAAUAAUAUUUAUCUUUAUUUUAUUAGUGUUGUUACUAUAAGUAGAAAGAUGUUUGAUUUGCUUCAUGAGUGGAUCCGAAGUGAACAAAUAUGAAUAGCUCAUUAAGGAAUAUAAUAAUGUACUGUAUGUUUGCUAUAUAUAUAUAGUGGUUGAGGUGUUACCAUGUACUGUGCAACAAAAAUAUAUAUGGGUUAUUUCACAAUAAAAAAUUAGGUUUGAUUAUUAAA